Silurus meridionalis is the source of this 7015-nucleotide messenger RNA. RefSeq names its product alpha-tectorin-like. NCBI's taxonomy places the organism in Eukaryota, Metazoa, Chordata, Actinopteri, Siluriformes, Siluridae. Gene Ontology annotation, biological process: cell-matrix adhesion. Gene Ontology annotation, molecular function: protein binding. The record is from RefSeq and is a predicted model, not a curated record.
UAUGUACUUUUUUUAGAAGGUUGCUGAAGGGUAUGAGAGGCAUCAAUACUCACAGACAGACAGAAAGAGACAGAAAGAGAGCAGGGUAACUUUUUCAGAGGUUGCUCUGCAGUAGCUUAACAGUUAUACACAAUGAUGCAUCUAAUUCCACUGUGUGUGCUGAUCAUCCAUGUGGGACUAACCACAAGCCAAACAACAGACAGAUAUCCGUUGAACCAAACAUCAGCAAGUCAACCCUCAAACCAAACUGCAGUUAUUCAACAUACGAACCAAACUGCAGCUGGACAACAACUGAACCAAACAACAGUGAGUCCAACCACAACCCAAACAACAGCCGGAUAUCCGUUGAACCAAACAUCAGCAAGUCAACCCACAAACCAAACUACAGCUGGACAACUAUUGAACCAAACAGCAGUGGUCCAUCCAUCAAACCAAACAACAGCUGGACAACAACUGAACCAAACAACAGUGAGUCCAACCACAACCCAAACAACAGCCGGAUAUCCGUUGAACCAAACAUCAGCAAGUCAACCCACAAACCAAACUACAGUGGGUCCAACUACAACCCAAACAACAGUGAGUCCAACUACAACCCAAAUAACAGGACCCUUUUACCCAUUUGGAACUGGAGACAUAGUAAAUAGCCGGAUAGAUGAUGGAAGUUCAUCUGUUAUCACUCUUCAGCAACCAUUUAUAUAUUUUGGAACCACAUACAACCAAAUGUUUGUAAACAACAAUGGACACUUAACAUUUAAUCAAGCCUCGAGCAGUUACUCUCCCUACCAAUUCCCGGGAUAUGGUGGACCAGACAUAAUUGCUCCAUUUUGGACUGACCUUGAUAACCGUGGAAAUGGAGUCAUUUCAUAUCAUCAGUUCACUUCUGGCAAUGUUCUCACUCAAGCUACUCGAGACAUCAAUCGCUAUUUCCCUCAGCUGAGUUUCAAUGCUACAUUGGUUUUUGUUGCAACAUGGGAUCGAGUGGCAUAUUACCCUACAACUGGCACAGAAACAUCUUUCCAAGUAGUUUUGAUUUCCAAUGGCCAUUUUUCCUUCAUUUUGAUGAACUAUGGUGUGAUUGCUCCAACAACCCGGAGCGUGCAGGCGGGUUAUGACACAGCUGACUCCAGCUACUUUUUCUCAAUUCCUGGAUCAUUUCAAUACAACUACACAAGUUUUUCUUACAGCAGCAAUGUGAAUGUUCCAGGACGAUGGGCUUUUCGUGUAGAUCAUGGAUCACAAACCUGUCAGUUUGAUGGUAUCAUAGUGCCACAAGGUACUGUAUUCUGGACUGAUAACUCUUGCCAGCGGAAAUGCACUUGCACUCGGUCGGGUCUCCGGUGCGUCUCAGAGCCAUGUACAUUUUCUCAAGCUUGCCGUCCGGCUGCUUUCCAGUAUAGCUGCCAAAACGUACAACGCCGAACCUGCACUAUUUCUGGUGAUCCGCACUACUACACCUUUGAUAAUCAAAUCUUCCACUUUCAAGGAACCUGCACAUACAUCUUGUCUGAGGCCUGUGGCAGCGGCUUGCCAUACUACCGCAUUGAAGGGAAAAACGAGCAUCGGGGUAGUACACAUGUGUCAUGGACACGCCUGGUCAGGGUAUUUGUGUAUGAGGAGCAACUGGAAUUAGUAAAAGAUCAUCCAUAUGAGGCCAAGGUGAAUGGAACCUUUGCAGCAACACCAUUCAGCCUGAACAAUGGCUCUAUCCAAGUCUACCGGUCAGGUUUUUCAAUUGUAAUCAGUACAGCAUUUGGAUUGGUUGUUACAUAUGAUGCGUAUUCCUAUGUAACCAUCAAUGUACCUUAUGAAUAUCAAAAUUCCACAUGUGGUCUGUGUGGUAACUUUAACCACCAACCAGCAGAUGACUAUAUUUCACCUUCAGGAGUAAUCCUGAGCUCAGAUAGGGAAUUUGGAGACUCCUGGAAGGCAGAGGGAGACACAGAUCCUGGGUGCGAGUAUACCCGGUGCUCAGGUCUUGCAUGUGCAGGUUGUACCACUUACCAGAGUAGCCUUUACAGUAACUCAGACCACUGUGGUAUCUUGGCAGCUGCCAGUGGCCCCUUUGCAAAUUGCCACUCCACUCUGUCACCACAGAAUUUUCUAGACAGCUGUGUCUAUGAUCUAUGUGUGGGAGGUGGAUACCAACCAAUUCUUUGUCAAGCAAUCAGUGUUUAUGCUGCUCAGUGCCAACAGCGAGGCAUACAGCUGGGUCAAUGGAGAAGAACGGGAUUCUGUGAAAUACCAUGUCCAGAGCACAGUCACUAUGAGUUCCAGGGAACAAGCUGCCCAGCAACGUGCAGUAACCCCUUUUCACCUUUAAACUGCACCUUACCAAACCAGGAAAGCUGUAUCUGUGAUGCAGGCUAUGUCUUAAGCCGUGGUGAAUGUGUUCCUCAAAGUAACUGUGGCUGCACUUUUGAAGGACUUUACUAUGCUGAUGGUCAAUCAGUGGUAUUGGACAAUGACUGUGGUAGGAUAUGUACCUGUAGAAACAGUGUUAUGACCUGUCAACAUCAUCAUUGUGGUUCACAGGAGGUGUGUACCAUUAAUAAUGGUGUAAGAGGCUGCAGACCUACCAGUUAUUCCACCUGUUGGGUUGACCGAAUAGGCUCAUAUCACACCUUUGAUGGGGUGGCUUUCACUUAUCCAGGAGCCUGUGAACUCACACUCACAAGAGUUAUUGGAUCUUCCACAAGACCAAAUUUUUUAGUUAACCUGCAGAGAGUCCCCAUGGGCACCGUUGGCUUUUCUAAGAUCCUGAAGUUUGAGGCAGAGGGAUUUCAGGUUUCUAUAGACAUUGCGGAAGGUGGAAAUAUACAGGUUGAUGGACACCUGGUUGCUCUACCAUACAGUGUUGGUGCUGGUCAAAUCCGUAUCUACCAUGGCAGUGUAGAUAGUAUAAUUAUGGAAACAUCAUUUGGGGUAACUGUGAGAUCUGAUUGGUCACAUCUAAUUAGAAUUACAGCACCCAACACCUACAGUGGGGCACUUGCUGGUCUGUGUGGAAAUUUCAAUGGAAACCAAGGAGAUGAGUUUUACAGCCCAGAUGGAGUUUUGUUAAACAAUACACAGGAGUUUGCGGAUAGCUGGAGAAAUGGUUCUCUUUCAACCUUCUGCAUAGGAUCAGAGGUCAUCUCACCAGGAAACAACAGCAGCGAGUACUGUAGCAUCAUAACCUCUACAAAUGGGCCGUUUGCUCAGUGCCACAGCAGCCUGGACCCUCAGAUUUGGUUAGAACACUGCAGACACAAUUUGCAACAGACACAUGGUGCCAGAGAGGCCAUGUGUGAGGCUCUAAGAGACUACGCUGUACUUUGCCAGCAAAAUGGUAUCAGUGUGGGAGAAUGGAGAAAUAUAACCAACUGUGAUUCCACAUGCCCCACCCACAGCCACUAUGAGCUUUGUGGCACUUCCUGUCCUGCAGCCUGUCCAAGUCUGUCUUUUCCAUUCCCUUGUACCCAACAUUGCCAGGAAGGUUGCCAGUGUGAUAAUGGGCUACUGCUAAGUGGAGAUCAGUGUGUUCCUCCUACAGACUGUGGCUGUUUUCAUGAAGGUCGGUACAGACAGAGUGGAGAGCAGUUCUGGUCUGGUGAGCAGUGCCUGUUACACUGUGUAUGUGAUGGGACAUCAGGUAUUGUUCGCUGUACUCCUGCCUCUUGCCAAGAGCAGGAAAUAUGCCGUGUCAUGGACGGAGAAUAUGGCUGCCAUGCACAACCCAGUGCCACAUGCUCAGCUUCAGGGGACCCCCACUACAGCACAUUUGAUGGACAUAGAUUUGACUUUCAGGGCACAUGCCACUAUACACUGGCAACUGUAUGUAAUGAUACUCGAGGGCUACCAUAUUUUCAUGUCACUGCACGAAAUGAAGCAUGGAAUGGCGGCUCAGUGUCAAUCACUGUUGAAGUUUAUGUCAAUGUGUCAGGACACCUGGUGCACAUUUCACGCGACAUGUAUGGCACAGCUGAGAUUGACAGUGAAACCAGAAAUCUUCCUGCCCUGCUCGACUCUGGCCGUGUGUUGGUUUAUUUCAGUGGAAGAAACACAUUUAUUACAACUGACUUUGGUCUAAGUGUGAGUUAUGGCUCUUGGAUGGUGCAAAUCACCGCUCCAGGGAAUUACAGUGGAGCCACAUGUGGCCUUUGCGGUAACUUCAAUGGUGACAGCAGUGAUGAUUUCCGUUUGCGUUCUGGUACGCUGACUUCUUCUGCUUCAGAGUUUGGAGCUGACUGGAAAGAGGGCAACGACACAACAUGUAAUCACGGAUGUGGAGACGCCUGCUCACAGUGUCCAAACCCAUCUAGAGCACAGUCUCUGUGUGCAAUCAUAAUGGACAGUCAGGGUCCUCUGAGUUUCUGUCAUGCAUAUGUUGAUCCUCUUGUCUAUUUUAACGACUGUGUCUUUGACCUGUGCCUCUCCCAACACUCGAAUGAUGUACUGUGCCGUUCCAUUGAAACAUAUGUCAGUGCCUGCCAGUCUGCCAACAUCAGGAUUUAUCCCUGGAGAGAAAAUACAACAUGUCGUAUAUCCUGUCCUACAAACAGUCACUAUGAGCUGUGUGGCUCAGACUGUGGACACACCUGUACCAGCAUUAUAAAUGACACAUGUGAGGGGACAUGCAGAGAGGGCUGUUUCUGUGAUGAUGGCUUUGUAAGGAGUGGAGGAAACUGUAUGCCUGUAGAGCAAUGUGGUUGCUCACACAAUGGAUUCUACUUCCAGAUCGGUGAGGAGUUCUGGACUGAACAAUGUUUACAACACUGUAAAUGCUUUGGUCCCAAUGAUCUGCACUGCAUUUCUGCCUCCUGCACUCCCACUGAGGAGUGUGUGGUUAAGAAUGGUAGAGUCGGCUGCCACAGUCAAAUGUCAACAUGCAUGGUCGGAGAUCCCCAUUAUUAUACCUUUGAUGGAGCUGUGGCUCACUUUCAGGGCACUUGUUCAUAUGAGAUUUCUCAGACAUGUGGAAAUGUCCCUCACGAUGGUCUACAAUUCCGUGUGGUGGCAACCAACAUGCAUCGUGGGAGCAGAGCAGUUUCCUUUGUAUCUGCAGUGGACAUGUGGCUAAAUAAACAAGAAACACAAACACAAAUUACAAUUGGACAAAACAAGAGAGUAAAGGUUAAUGGAGUUGAAGUGGAUUCAUCUGCUUAUCACAUCAAUCAUCUUGCAGAAAUAUAUCAGGAGCAGAAUUUUAUAGUUGUAAAUGCUUCACAUGAGCUCAUGGUCUACUACGAUGGCCGUUAUACACUUUUGGUCAGGCUGGGCCCAAGCUUCCAUGGAUCUGUGUGUGGAAUGUGUGGGAACAAUAAUGGAGAUCCUACAGAUGACAAGACCCUGCCGAAUGGAGAACUUGCACCCGAUGAUUAUGUUUUUGGCAACAGCUGGAAAUCAAACACCAGUAGCUCAAGAUGUGGUGUUAAUGACCAGCCUGUUGAUCCUAAUGACUGCGCCUUCAGAGAGGAGUACUCUAAACUCUGCAGCAUCAUCACCAACACCAGUGGACCAUUUCAGCACUGCCAGUUCCGUAUCAACCCUGAAUCCUAUUUCAGUUCCUGUGUGUAUGACAUGUGUGCUUACCCAGAGGCAUGGGGACAAGACAUACUCUGUUCAGCUGUGGAGGCCUAUGAUGCUGCUUGCACCACACUGGAGCUCCAGAUCCCAGACUGGCGCUCUGAUUUAUCUUGCUCAAGAAUGGAUCCCUGUGAGAAUCUGAACUGCACUGCAGAUGAGUGGUGUGGGGAGAAAGAUGGCAUCUAUGGCUGCUUCUGUAAUGAAAAUGAUCCCAGACCAAACCCUGAUCAUUAUGAUGCUACUGAAAUAUGUGAAAGCAGCUCUGGCACCAUGUCUCUGUCCCGCUGUCAGCUGUUUGAAGCUGGUUUUCCUGCGAGUAACCUCCACUUGAAUGACCCGAGCUGCAAAGGAACAGUUCAUGAUGGCAGACUGGUGUUCCACUUUGACAAUGAUGAACACAUCUGUGGCACAAAUCUUACGGCCAAUGGCACCCAUUUCAUUUAUGAGAACCAAAUCCAAGGGGAUGUAGACUCUCCAGAAGGCCCUAUUCACAGAGCGAAAAGACUGGAACUGUUCUUCUCCUGCAUUUACGAGCUCACUCAGACAUCUAGCAUGGAUACUGAGCUAAAUCCUAUUCAGAGCAUUGUGCACAAGGCUCUUCCAGAGGGAAAAGGCAUGUACCAGGUAAGGAUGAUUCCCUUUGAGGAUGCUGGCUUUUCACACCGGUACACUGGCAGGGUGAAUAUAGAGGUGGGCCAACAAAUCUACAUAGGAGUCUUUGUUCAAGGAGUCGACAGCCGUCAGAUUGCCACAGUGAUAGAUUCAUGUUGGGCCACACCUGUAAAAGAAGCAAACUACACUGUCCGCUGGGACCUGAUUAAUCACAAGUGUCCAAAUGCAAAUGAUGGCACAGUAAAGGUGAUUGAAAAUGGUGUCUCCACAACUGGACGAUUCUCCUUCAAGAUGUUUACAUUUUAUCAUGAUGAAUCCAAGGUUUUCCUUCACUGCAGCAUUCACCUUUGCCUUUUGAGAAAUAACAACUGUGCAAAGCGUUGCUUCCCUGGAAAUCAACACCGUUCAGGCAGAUCUGUGGACAUCCAUGACAGGGCCUCAAUUUCCAUGGGGCCUUUUAUCUGGUCAACAAAACGCUGAGGUCUGUAAAUCCACAAGGAAUGAAAAGGCAUUUUAUCAAUUUCCUGAGUAUCUGGAUGAUUCACUAAAGGCAUUUCCUGCUAAUUAUUUCUCUGUUAAUGCAUUUUCAAUUAAUCAUAAAACAAUGUUAUUACUUAAUGAGCAAACUUGUCUUUUAAUUAACUUAACAAUGACUUUUGUUUUUAUUAACCAGAUUAUACUGACAGGCUUUAAUGAAUAAAAUUAGAUUGUAAAUCAAUGUUGUGUGGUUAAAUAAUCUAAAAUGUAUUCUUCAGCUCAUCAAAUGAUUCUACUGUAAUUCUGAGUCUACUACAGUUCUAAAUGUGUGUUGCUCAAUAAAUUCUCUCUAACUCUCUUA